Molecule: messenger RNA, 633 nt
Organism: Acomys russatus (golden spiny mouse)
Lineage: Eukaryota; Metazoa; Chordata; Mammalia; Rodentia; Muridae
Product: PRAME family member 18-like
Exons: 2
Coding region: 1-633 (210 amino acids)
Cellular component (GO): cytoplasm
Source: RefSeq, a predicted model, not a curated record
AUGAGCGUGCACAACCCUCUCACACUCCUGCAGCUGGCCGUGCUAGGGCUGCUGAGGAAUGAUGCCUUGGUCAUCUCUGCUCUCAAGUACCUGCACAUUGAGCUCUCCCCACCACUUUUCAAGGAGGCCUUUGAUAGCAAAUACACAAAGAUAUUGAAGGCAAUGGUGGCAGACUGGCCUUUUCCCUGCCUUCCAGUGGGAGUACUGAUGAAGACCCCUGAUGUGGAGACCUUGCAAGCUGUGCUGGAAGUCAUAGACAUUCUGCUGAUGAAGAAGGCUCAUCCCAGACGUUGUAAGCUUCAAGUGCUCGAAUUAAGGAAAGUGCACCAGAAUUUCUGGCAUGUAUGGGCUGGAAGAGAAGAUGGAGCCGCGUCAGCAGAGAAAGGAAGCAAGAAGCAAGUAGUAAAACACCUUCCUAGAAAUUCCCAGAAGCAGCCUUUGAAGUUGGUCACUGACCUCAGCCUGUGCAACCAGCUGGAAGGACACCAAAAGUGCUUGUUGCAGUGGGCCCAGAAGAGAAAGGGCUCUGUGCAGAUGUGCUGUCUUAAGAUGCAGAUCUGUGACUCCCCUGCAGAGAUGGUCAGGGAAGUCUUGGACAUUUUCAAGCCACACUACAUUGAGGAAUUGGAAUGA